GAGUGGAAUGCAAAUUAUCAGAGAGAGCGAGAGAGAGAGGCGCAUCAGGACUGUUGUAGCUGCUAGCCUAACUGUUCAUAGUUCAGUGUUCCUUGUCCCGCUCUUACUCUAAUGCGUAUUUGCAUCUGAGGCCAGCAACAAAGGAAUUUCCUCAUGAGUUGAGAAGAGAGACUCCAAAAUUAUGACAAUGAGUUUCUUUGGAAAAUUAAAGAACCUACACAGUGGGCCUCCAGCUCCACCCAAAAGAAUAGAGAACAAUGCGGGGUAUGGUGGCUGGCCAGAAGAUGAGUUUGACGAUGAGGAUGGGAACACAUAUGAGGCUCCCCCCUGUGAGCGACCGGCCAUGAAGGUUCCUCCCAGACAUGUGGAGGAGAACGUCUAUUUGGAUAGUUCUUCAGAGAGGUCCAAUCGUGUUCUUCCCAAAAGGCAGGCAGCUCCGCCCCCAAGGCCAGCCAAGAUGGCGCCCAUGAGCAAAGCAUCGAAACAGCAGCCUCACCAUCAGCCUGACCCUGAGGAGUUCUACAUCGACCCCAACACCAAGAAACCUCCUGAGGUAGACAGGAAGGAGAAGCCAGGGAAAAGGUCUACUCCUAAGAAGUCUGCCCCUCCUCCUUCCCGCCCUGCCCCUGCUCCCACCCCUCCCCCUGCAGAGGAAGAUGUCUACCUGGAUCCUAAUGAAGGACAGGCAGACAGUGAUGACCUGUAUCUGGAGCCCACAGCAGCUUGCCCCCCUGCUCCUCGCGGGCCCAUAAGGAUGCCCCUCCUACCCAAGACAGCAAUUUCCCCUCCCCCCAUGCCCAUAAAACCUCCAGUGCCCAGAGCCAAGUCGAGUUCUCUACUGGUCAGUGAGGCAAAGACAGCUCCUCCGCCUGAUGUGAAACGCUCCUCGUUCCCUGGCAAGCUGCCCCCACCCACCCCAGGCAUCAAACCCCCCCUCCCCGCAUCCCUAAAGGAACCCAAACCCAGCCCCCCUCCCCCGCCCACUAUAGACACUACCGCAGCAGUUUCUCCCUCUGGUAUGAAGACAACCAUGCAGGCAGGAAAGGAGGAGAAAGAGUGGUUCGCCGGAAACUGCAAUAGAAAGACUGCUGAGGACCUCUUACUGCAGAUCAACAAGGACGGGGCAUUCCUGAUACGUCGCAGUUCAGCCCAGAACGCCCGUCAGCCCUACACACUGGCUGUCCUAUACAGACAGAAGGUCUAUAACAUCCCCAUCCGCUUCCUGGAGGAGACGCGCGGCUACGCCCUCGGAAAGGAGGGCAAGAAGAAUGAGGAGUUUUUCAGUAGUCUCCAGGAGAUCAUCUCUCACCACAAGAAUAACCAACUGCUGCUGAUCGAUAGCAAGAGUCAGGCCAAGCACACCACGUAUCUCACCCAUCCAGCCCAUCCAUAAACUGCAUUAUCCAUAACCCCCAUACAAUAUAUAUCACCCAUCCAGUCCAUCCAUAAACUGCAUUAUCCAUAACCCCCAUACAAUAUAUAUCACCCACCCAGCCCAUCCAUAAACUGCAUUAUCCAUAACCCCCAUACAAUAUAUAUCACCCACCCAGCCUGACCAUAAACUGCAUUAUCCAUAACCCCCAUACAAUAUAUAUCACCCAUCCAGCCCAUCCAUAAACUGCAUUAUCCAUAACCCCCAUACAAUAUAUAUCACCCACCCAGCCUGACCAUAAACUGCAUUAUCCAUAACCCCCAUAUAAUAUAUAUCACCCAUCCAGUCCAUCCAUAAACUGCAUUAUCCAUAACCCCCACACAAUAUAUAUCACCCACCCAGCCUGACCAUAAACUGCAUUAUCCAUAACCCCCAUACAAUAUAUAUCACCCACCCAGCCUGACCAUAAACUGCAUUAUCCAUAACCCCCAUACAAUAUAUAUCACCCAUCCAGUCCAUCCAUAAACUGCAUUAUCCAUAACCCCCACACAAUAUAUAUCACCCACCCAGCCUGACCAUAAACUACACUACACUACUAUAGGGUGGCAGGUAGCCUAGCGAUUACAGCGUUGGGCCAGUAACUGAAAGGUCGCUGAUUUGAAUACCUGAGUCGAUGAGGUGAAAAAUCGGUCAAUGUGCCCUUGAGCAAGGCACCUCAUUUGCUCCAGGGCCACCGUGCUACUAUUGCUGACCCUGUAAAAAAAACACACACUUCACUGCACCUGUACAUUUCACUUCGCUGUAUGUGACAAUAAACAACAUUUUUUCAUAACUCACAGAAAUGUGUAUCUCACCUACACCAGCCCAUUCAUAAAGUACAUUAAAUGAUACCAUUAAUAACUAAAUACAUUUCAUAACUUGGAAAUACUACCUUCAAUAGUCAUGUUCCUCACCACAACAUAUCCAUUGCAAACCCUCAUUUUUGUUUUGUGAUGAAAAUGGCUAGAAGUGUACAUAUUACCGUAUAUCUGUGUACUGUAUGUGUUUGUGUGUUUAAGUAUGCUGUAAUUACAUCUGUAUGACUUUAUUACCCUAUUUUUGUUUUAAAAUAGAUUAAUUUUAAAAUGCUUGCACCUGAAUAGAGUAGUGAGUAGUCUAUGAAAAGGUAUAUUCAAUACCUCAUUCUUGCUCUGACUCUUUAUGCAGUGCUUGUUUCAGUGAGUGAUGGGGAAUUCAAUUGUGUGUCUACACCUGUGUUGUGACUGAAUACUGUGUAAGUGGGCCAUCUGUAAGUUUCUAUUUAUAUAAUAAUAUAGUCUGAAAUAUUUUGAAA
Messenger RNA from Salmo salar (Atlantic salmon), 2705 nucleotides. RefSeq lists its product as uncharacterized. Lineage: Eukaryota; Metazoa; Chordata; Actinopteri; Salmoniformes; Salmonidae. Gene Ontology annotation, biological process: intracellular signal transduction; cell surface receptor protein tyrosine kinase signaling pathway. The record is from RefSeq and is a predicted model, not a curated record.